UGAGGUUGGCUUGGGGUGAGUUCCCGCUGCUCGGCCCUGCCCUUGAGUACUCGGCUCCGACGUCUGCGACACACCAUGGCUGUGCUGGCGGCACUUCUGCGCGGCGGCGCCCGCAGCCGCAGCCCCCUUCUUCGGAGCCUGGUGCAGGAAAUAAGGUAUAUGGAGCGAAGUUAUAUGUCAAAACCCACUUUGAAUGAAGUAGUCAUAGUAAGUGCUAUAAGAACACCCAUUGGAUCCUUUCUAGGCAGCCUUUCCUCACUGCCAGCCACCAAACUUGGUUCCAUUGCAAUACAGGAAGCCAUUGAAAAGGCAGGGAUUCCAAAAGAAGAAGUGAAAGAAGCAUACAUGGGUAAUGUUCUACAAGGAGGUGAAGGACAAGCCCCUACAAGGCAAGCAGCGUUGGGUGCAGGCUUACCUAUUUCUACUCCAUGUACCACCAUAAACAAAGUUUGUGCUUCAGGGAUGAAAGCCAUCAUGAUGGCCUCUCAAAAUCUUAUGUGUGGACAUCAGGACGUGAUGGUGGCAGGUGGGAUGGAGAGCAUGUCCAAUGUUCCGUAUGUAAUGAACAGAGGAGCAACACCAUAUGGUGGGGUAAAGCUUGAAGAUUUGAUUGUGAAAGAUGGGCUAACUGAUGUCUACAAUAAAAUUCAUAUGGGCAACUGUGCUGAGAAUACAGCAAAGAAACUGAAUAUUUCACGAGAUGCACAGGAUGCUUAUGCUGUUAAUUCUUACACCAGAAGCAAAGUAGCAUGGGAAACUGGAAAAUUUGGAAAUGAAGUUGUUCCUGUCACAAUUGCAGUAAAAGGUAAACCAGAUGUGGUGGUAAAAGAAGAUGAAGAAUAUAAACGUGUUGAUUUUAGCAAAGUUCCAAAGCUGAAGACAGUUUUCCAAAAAGAAAAUGGCACAGUUACAGCUGCCAAUGCCAGCACACUAAAUGAUGGUGCAGCUGCUGUGGUUCUGAUGACUGCAGAUGCAGCCAAGAGGCUCAACGUUAAGCCACUGGCAAGAAUAGCAGCAUUUGCUGAUGCUGCUGUAGAACCCAUUGAUUUUCCAAUUGCACCUGCAUAUGCUGUACCUAAGGUUCUUAAAGAUGCAGGAUUGAAAAAAGAAGAUAUAACAAUGUGGGAAGUAAACGAAGCCUUUAGUCUGGUCGUACUAGCAAACAUUAAAAUGCUGGAGAUUGAUCCCCAAAAAGUGAAUAUCAAUGGAGGAGCUGUUUCUCUGGGGCAUCCAAUUGGGAUGUCUGGAGCCAGGAUUGUUGUUCAUUUGACUCAUGCCUUGAAGCAAGGACAAUACGGUCUUGCCAGUAUUUGCAAUGGAGGAGGAGGUGCUUCUGCUAUGCUGAUUGAGAAGCUGUAGACACCCUCUGUUUAAGGAGAUAACCCUGUGUGACCUGAUGUAAUGAGUGUGUCUGUGCUGGGUGGUCUUGUACUUUAAAAUAAGCUAUUUCAUUUUUUAAUUAUUUUCUAUUUUAACUUUUUUAAAUAAAAAGGAUUAAAUCCAAAAGCCUUUUGAAAUUAAAAAUAAAUUUUUUUCUUUGCUUUUUUUGGUAAUCUUUAAAAGUUUGAUACUUUUUUACAUUAUGAAUCUAUACUAUUUGAAAUAACUGUGCAAUAUCAGUGACUUACGUAAGUAGCUAGAAGCUUCUAUUUCACAGAAUAAAUAAUUUGUUUUUGAGGAUUGUUAAAGGUCAAGUGAAUGUUAUUUGUAGGCAAUUUAUAUUUAGUAGAUUGUUUAAGAGCUGGCUAUUUUGGACAAACUAGCAGAAACCACAUAGUGUGUACAGUAGUGCUAGAAAUACGAAAGAAGCCCAUGUGCUCAGGUCUGUCUAGUGCGGGGCAAUUUCUCAUAACCUCAGCAUUCAGGAUUGGGGUAUUGGGCAGGAGAGGUCAAACUCAGAAAAGCCUGGGGUUUGGGCUCUGAAUUACUAUAGCAGCACAAAGAGUGGGAAAGAAGGUGGGAACUGAUAAACUGAAUAGAUUUAUAAAAAAGGGAAGAGAUUGCCACUUCUACUAUGCCACAAUGCCUGCUCUUGAGUAGGACAGACCAUAGCAUGAAUAUAGUGAAUUGCAUUUCAUCUGG
Molecule: messenger RNA, 2082 nt
Organism: Propithecus coquereli (Coquerel's sifaka)
Lineage: Eukaryota; Metazoa; Chordata; Mammalia; Primates; Indriidae
Gene: ACAT1
Product: acetyl-CoA acetyltransferase 1
Exons: 12
Coding region: 76-1359 (427 amino acids)
Biological process (GO): fatty acid beta-oxidation
Molecular function (GO): acetyl-CoA C-acetyltransferase activity
Source: RefSeq, a predicted model, not a curated record